AUGAGUGAAAGUAUGAACUCAAGCUCGACUGGCGCAGAGCCUGAGAUCGUCAUCAUAGGAGGUGGUAUCAUUGGGCUUGUGCUCACCAUCGGCCUUCUCCGUGUCGGAGUUAAGGUCAAGGUUUAUGAGCAAGCCCAAGGCUUCCGUGAGAUCGGUGCCGGUAUCGCCUUCACGGCCAAUGCUAUCCGAUGCAUGAAUUUGAUUGAUCAAUCAAUCCCUGUCGCGCUGCGAUCGAGCGGAUCUGUUGCGACAUCUAACGGUGGCGCUGAAGACCCGGAUGACUACCUUCGCUGGAUCGACGGAUACGAUCGACACCGCGAAGACCCUCGGAAGCAGCGCUUAUUCUACAAGCUGAGCGCUGGCCCACGGGGUUUCGAGGGCUGUCGACGUGACCAGUUUCUCGAGUCUCUCGUCAAGUGCAUUCCCCCAGGCGUGGUUGAGCUCAAGAAGCGCCUCGACACGAUUGAGGACAGAGGAGAAGGCCAGAAACUCUUGGUCAGAUUCACAGAUGGCACCACUGCCGAAGCAGAUGCCGUGAUUGGCUGCGAUGGUGUCAAGUCACGCGUGAGACAAAUUCUCCUAGGCGAAGAUCACCCUGCCUCGCGCCCUAGCUACUCGCACUGCGUAGCAUACCGGACCUUGAUCCCAAUGGCUCAAGCCAAAGAAGCUAUGGGCGAGUACAAGGCCACGAACCAGCACAACCACAUUGGGCCGAACGCAAACCUGCUUCACUAUCCGGUAGCCAACAACACCAUGAUGAAUGCAGUAGCCUUCGUUCGUGAUCCCAACAAGUGGCCAGACGACUCGCAGACGGUGGCCGUGGGCACGAAGGACGAGGUCAGGGCGGCGUUCCAGGGCUGGUGUGCGCCGGUUCGUGACCUCAUCGAGCGCUUCCCCGACACGAUGAGCAAAUGGGCCAUCUUCGACCUCUGGGAGUACCCUGUCCCAUACUACAACAACGACCGGCUCUGUCUAGCCGGAGACGCAGCACAUGCCACGAGCCCACACCACGGAGCGGGCGCGGGCCAAGGCAUCGAGGACUCGCUAUGCCUUACGACGUUGAUGCGGGAAGUGGUAAACGAAUGCCGGGCGCAUCCGGAGGCUAAAGCCAAGGCGCUCGCAGCGGCUUUCCGGGCCUACAACACGGUGCGGCGCACGCGUAGCCAAUGGCUCGUCAACAGCAGCCGACGCGUAUGCGACCUGCACCAGCAGGCGGAGUGGGCCGACGAUGCGAAGCUCACGAAAGCUGAAUCAGUCUUCGAGGAGAUGAAGGACCGCACCUUCAAGAUCUGGCACUUUGACUAUGAGGGCAUGCGUUGCGCUAAUGUACGAGUCACGAUACUUAGGUAUAUGGUCUCUGAGAGAAGUAUUGGGAAUUGGUUCGCUAAUUAG
Molecule: messenger RNA, 1392 nt
Organism: Xylaria bambusicola
Lineage: Eukaryota; Fungi; Ascomycota; Sordariomycetes; Xylariales; Xylariaceae
Exons: 3
Coding region: 1-1392 (463 amino acids)
Biological process (GO): secondary metabolite biosynthetic process
Molecular function (GO): FAD binding
Source: RefSeq, a predicted model, not a curated record